Molecule: messenger RNA, 11160 nt
Organism: Pseudomyrmex gracilis
Lineage: Eukaryota; Metazoa; Arthropoda; Insecta; Hymenoptera; Formicidae
Product: 1-phosphatidylinositol 4,5-bisphosphate phosphodiesterase epsilon-1-like
Exons: 16
Coding region: 451-5589 (1712 amino acids)
Biological process (GO): phosphatidylinositol-mediated signaling; lipid metabolic process
Molecular function (GO): phosphatidylinositol-4,5-bisphosphate phospholipase C activity
Source: RefSeq, a predicted model, not a curated record
AAACGGCCGCAGCCGCAGCCGCCUCGGAGCUCUGAGGAGCUGGAGGAUCUGCACAAGCUGCUGCACUUCCCCGAGGAGGUGGCGCUCAGGUUGACGGAAAGCGAGUACCAGCUAUUUUAUCAGGUACCACCGUACGAGUACCUAAGGCACGUGGCGCAGGAUCAGACCACGUUGCAGAAAUCACCUGCCAGGCCACCCCCGUCGUCGAGUCGCAGCUGCAGCAAUCCCAGCACCACCAAUAGCUCGACCCAAACCGAGGACGAAUCCUCCUGGCCUGUACCCACGGUGUAUUCCACCGUGCAGACUCUCAUCGAUCGUUUUAACGAGGUAAGCUCAUGGGUCACCCACGCGAUCACCAGCGGUGGCACAGUAAAAGAACAACUUGCGGUGCUGUCCUGCCUUCUGCGCGUCGCGCUAACCUGUUGGAACACUGGAAACUUUAAUUCAGCUAUGGAGAUAAUAGCCGGUCUGAAAUCCAACAAGCUGAAGAUGUUCUGGCACAGCGUGAACGACUGCACUCCACCGGUUAUGGGCUAUCUUUCCGACGCUCUCCUGUCCUGCGAAUACGAACGUGCGCUUGGACGCGCCCUCGCGAUGCCGGAGUGUCCGGUUGUCCCGUUUUUCGGAGCCUUUCUGCGCGAGCUGCGAGAAGUUAUCGCACGCGAAACGAAGCCCCAUCCCGAGAAGGAAUAUCGCGAAUCGCCACGUGGUAGUAUUAAAGAGAGCGAACCUCAAGAACACGUGCCUUUGUCUGCGCCGGCCGCUAGGAUCGCCGUCGAGAGUAACACAGAGACGCCGUCGGGAUGGAGUUCCAGAAGCGGCUCUUUGAACAAAUCGGAAAACCCCGUUAUACACGAUACGAAUUCCGUUCUCGACAAAGUCGCUCUCUUUCACAAGCAUCGGCAUGCCCGUGGCCGAGACGCGACUACCGGUUCCCUUCAUCACACCUUGAGCGUUCACACGACCACGAUCGAACAAACCUACAUGGCGGAGGAAUGCGACGAAAACGACUACCAUCUCGAUUUGGACUCUUACAAACCCGUACAGCCGAUCAAGAUCGAUCACGGGGUCUCCUUGUUUCCUGUUGCCGCGCCGCACACCGGCAUGGAUCUUCACAUCUUGCAGGUGCUGCAUCAUGGCACGACUUUGGUGCAUUGGGACUACGACGGUGGUACUUCGAGAACGGCGUUGGUGUUCGCGCGCGUCGAUCGCGCGUGUGGCACCUUGGUCUGGGAGAAGCCACCCUGGAGUCCGCUGAAGACGGCACAAGUUGGCGGUACCGCGCUCACAGACUUUUCGCUGUCCGCGAAUCCGGAGGACACGGUGCCAGCGGGCCUAUUCACCAGAUACACGCAACCGCAGGCUGAUUGCGCUUUCGUCACCUUGGAAGAGGGAUACUUGGAUCUGGGAUCGGUGAAGGAGAUAAUGAUCGGUUGCUGCGACCGCGACCGGGAGGCUGAUCUGAGGAGCAUCUGCAAGAGAUACGGCCUACCUGGCUCCGAUUCCUGUAUCGGCCUCAUGUAUGGAUCCAAUCUUCCGGACAAUCGACUGAUCUUCCUACUUUGCCCUCCCGCCCUUAGCAAAAUAUGGUACAUGGGACUGUGCUGGAUACUGCGUGGCCUCAAACGACAACAGCAACUGACAGAUCGCAGAUCGCGAUGGCUGAAGGAAAAGUAUCUUCAGUUGUAUUUUUCUUAUUUGGAACAAGCGAUAGAGGGUUUGGAGCAUCCAACGACUGCCGACGCAAUACGCGUUUUCGGGGGUCGCGAUUGGUCCAUGACGGAGAGCAUCGGCACGUUAUCUCCAACGAGCAGUAGCACUCUACGCAGGCGAAAUGUCAAAGGGAAAAAGACCAAGUCGAUCACCAACAUUCACGCUUUAACUAAGGAUUUAAGUCUAAAACAAUACGAAUCUUCAUCAUCGGAUGGAGGCCUAUGCAGCACACCUCUUCGUCAUAUCACGGGAAGUAGAGAAUCUCUAACGAGGAUCCUACCCGCAUCGCCGAAAGCGAAUCGAGACCGAAUUCCACCGCGUAGCCCGCUCGGCUCGGCUGAUCAUAUCGUCACCUCCAACUUGCCUUACUCCGCUUUUCAGAGUUUGUUGUGUGUUGCAAGAGAGAAGGAGAAAGCCGAAUCCGGAUACCUGGUAAGUGGCAUACCCGGUAUACCCGGCGGCUCGGAGACUCCUUGGCAAGUAAAGGCGCGCACCACAUCGAUCAUGUACGAGACGCAAUUGAACUUCGUGGAGUUCGUCGCGCUUUUCCGAUCGUUCAGCUUACGGGCUAGAAAAGAUUUGAGGGAUUUGUUCGGCCAAUUAGCAAUCACAUGUCGCAGCCAGAGUGACGGAUCGUUGAGAGACUUCAACAUUCGACCGAUAGUGCUCAGACAGACCAGCGAUGCCACCCCGCAAAGAAUCGGCUUGUUGACGAGAAACAACUCUAUCGACUGUCACGAGUACAAGACGAGCAGCAAUCUGCAAAGGAAGCAGAUCUUCGACGCUGUCGCGGCGGCUAGCAUAAUCAAUAAUUGCUCCGGCGUGGACACGUCAAAGUCCCAAGUGAUCACUCUGGCGACGUUCACGAAAUUUCUCGAGUCUCGGCAGCAGGAAAAAUUGAGCGACGAGGAAAUCAAGGCGUUGAUUAAGAGGCACGAACCGGACCCGGCACUUCGCACACAGUGGUGUUUGUCUUUCGAGGGUUUUGCGCGAUAUAUGAUGGACAAGGACAAUUAUGCCUUCCCGAACGAGUACGCGACACCAUCCGAAACCGAAAUGCAGCAGUCUCUGUCGCAAUAUUACAUUGCCAGUUCCCACAACACUUAUUUGACCGGGCAUCAGCUCAAAGGAGAAUCCUCCGUGCAAUUGUACUCACAGGUGCUUUUAACCGGAUGUCGCUGCGUAGAGCUUGAUUGUUGGGACGGUGACGAUGGAUCGCCGCUGAUUUACCACGGCCACACAUUCACCACCAAAAUACCAUUUCGAUCGGUUGUGGAAGCAAUCGAUCGAAGCGCCUUUGUUAGUUCGCCGUAUCCCGUGAUUCUGUCGAUCGAGAAUCAUUGCUCGCCCACUCAGCAAGCUCGUAUGGCUCAAAUAUUUCAGUCCGUAUUCGGCGAGAAACUGGUGACAAAAUUUCUCUUCGAGUCCGACUUCGGUGACGAUCCGCAAUUGCCUUCGCCGUCGCAGUUACGCUAUCGAAUUCUGAUAAAAAACAAGAAACUAGUGGUCGAUCCCACCGGUCCCUUGUCUCAUACGCCUCUCAGUCAUCGCGGGAAGAUGCUCAUGUCGGAUCGCGCGUCGUCUAUGAAACAAAUGCGCACAGACGUGAGCAGCACGUCGGUUGUCGAGUAUUUUAGCGAGGAUGAGGACGACGAAGAGGACGACGAUGAGGACGAGAAUAUCGAUGACAACUCGCUCUCGAGCUACGAAAAAUAUCUAGGAGGCAGCCAAGUGCCGCAAAGCCGUUUGAAGUCGGAUCAGGGAGUGGACGACAAGUCGCAAAAACAGAGCAGUCAAAUAGCCAAGGAGCUGUCCGAUUUGGUGAUUUAUCUGCAGGCGAUCAAAUUUCGCGGACUGAACACGACGCCCGGGACAGCGGUGCCCGGCAAAACACGUCAUCAACCGCAUACCGGGCCGGUUCAGAGACACAGCAUCGCCGGCAUCGGACCCAGCAGUAUAGCUUCCUCAUCGGGAUCGCCGCAAUCGUUAUCAACCUCGGCCUCGCUCGCGAGCGGCGGCAGCAACAUCGAUAACAUCUUCAGGUCUACUCGCGGGAUGCCGGCCUGUUUCCAAUGUUCAUCUCUGAACGAGAGCGCGGCGAAGAAGAUCUGUCGGAAGCAACCCUUGGGCGUGCUCGCCCACGCGGAGACUCAACUCAUACGAACGUAUCCCGCGGGAAUGCGCAUCGAUUCCACGAAUUUCAAUCCCGUGAUAUUUUGGGCCUUCGGGAUUCAAAUGGUUGCGUUGAACUAUCAGACCGACGAUGCGGGAUUAACUCUGAACGCGGCCAUGUUCGAGCAAACCGGUCAGUGCGGAUACGUCAGAAAACCAUCGGUGAUGUGGGACAAGGGGCACAUGAUGUACAGGCGGUUCAAUCCGUGGGACAAAGAAUUCGACGGGCUGCACUCCGCGCAUUUGAGCUUGUCGCUGGUCUCGGGACAGUACGUCUCGCUUACGAACUUCGGCACCAGCACGUACGUCGAGGUCGAGUUGAUCGGUAUACCGAUCGAUUGCGCAAAACACAAAACAAAAGUGAUCCAAAACAACGCGUUGAAUCCGAUCUGGAACGAAAAGUUCUGCUUCCAAGUUAUGUUCAAAGAUCUCGCGUUCUUGCGUUUUGGUGUCGUCGAGGCGAGCUCUCACCAUCUGAUUGCGCAACGCGUGAUACCUCUGAAGUGUCUUCGACCUGGUUACCGACACGUGCGAUUACGAUCAUGCAAGAACAAGCCACUGGCACUGUCCACGCUUUUUAUUUAUUCCCGAUUGGAGGAGGAGAGUUUGGACUACAACACCUGCUGUCGCGAUCACAAGGAGUCGUCUAAGCGUCUGUCAUCAGGCAAGGAACCAGAAAAGCUGACCACCGUUGAUUCUGGACUAGGCGGUGUCACGUUGAAGAGACGAAUGUUCUUCUUGGCGGUCUACCACGUAAUACCGGACGAGCCUUACACUAUUCUGAAGGUGACCCAGGAGAGCAACACGCAAGAGGUAAUGCUGCAGGCAUUGCAGAAGGCUGGAAUAUCAGCCGAUCACGUGGACGAGUACAUACUAGUGGAAGAAGUGUUUCGCGGGUGGGAGAAGAAAGACAGAGAAGAAUUGCCGACGCAACGCGUGCUGGAUCCCACGGAACAUCCUCUUCAGGCGCAAGCUCAGUGGAAAGGUCAGGGUCGCUUCCUUCUGAAGCGCGUGGGCGACGAUCCGAGCAGUAGAGCGUGGCUCGCCUCCAUCAGAAGCACAGCCGGCCAUUCCAAGUUCAACGAGUCCAAUUCGAGGGACCAACCCACUCAUAUAUGGGACGAGGCCGACACCUUUCUGGUCUGCAUCUACAACGUCUCACCGGAAAUUCCGUACGCGAUUCUGCGCGUGCCGGUAAGCAGUUCGGCGCAGGACGUGUUAGCGCAAGCUCUGAUAAAGGCCAGAAGAAUGGAAAAUCCGAACAAGUUCGCCCUGGUCGAGGAGCUGGAGUGGGGCGGUGCGGGUGCCGUCGGAAGCGGAAAUCGUCAACUGAGGGUGUUGAGCGACGAAGAGAACGUUUACAGCACUCAGGCGUUUUGGAAGACCCUCGGCAGAUUCAUUCUCAGAGAAAGGGAACAAGCCAUUCCGAGGAGGCAUCUUCUGCCCGCGACUCUCGACAGACUCAGCAAAGGAUUCUCCGUAGGCAGAUCGGUAUCCCUGCCGGGAUCUAGUAAAGACAAAGUGCCUGUAUCGGAAGCACUGUCGGAUCCCACAUCCAGAAGUCUGAGACAUCGGCUAAUGAUAACAGGCCGUAGACGAGAGGUUCACUCUGACGGCGAGGACACGCGCGAGUCCGACGCGCUGAGCAUCGCUCUACAGCUGAAGAAGAUCUCGUUGAGAAAAUUAAGAGGUUGGAAGUCAUAGUGGCAAUCAAGGGCGACGUCGAUAUCAUCGAUCUUCGCCGCUCGGAGGAGUCAGCUAUAAAAAGCUCGCAUUUACCUUAUCAUUGUAAUCCGAAUCUGAUUUUGCCAAACGAUUUUAUAUCCCGAUUCCGUGUUGAGCGAACGGAGCAACUCGAUAUAAAAAGAAGCUUCGUAAAAAAAAAUUUAACUUCUGAAUAUAUAUCUUCGCCGAUGCAAAUGUCAUGACGCGCGCGAAGAAGUUUACAAUCAAGCAUCCAAGUCUUUUCAAACGGAAUAAUCGCGACGCGAUUACAGAACACGAACAAUCAGAGACUAGGAUAAAAUAAUAUAUCGCGGUGUUACAACAGCGUGUUUUUCUAUAUUUAAUCAAUUUUGGCGACACGUUAUAACAGGAAUAUACUAUCUCUGAAAUAUAAGCAAAUAUAAACGGUGGUUUCUCUAGAAGAUAAAUUGAUAUUUCCGAAAAAAAAUAAUAAUAACUAAUUAAUCUCAAAGAAUACUCGCGAUUAGGUUGCGCUCGAUUGUAUAUCCAUGAUAUUUGAGAAAAUAUAUGUCAGAUUAAUGAUGUUAUCAUUGCUAUAUAUACAUAUAUAUAUAUAUAUAUGUAUAUGUAUAUAUAUUAUUACAUCGGCAACACAGCCAGUAAUAUCGAUUGCUGAAAAAUCACAUUAAGUGGCAAAGUGAAACUUAAAUUCUUGAAUUCCGUUAAGUUCUCGCUAAAGAACGGACGUAGAGAGAGGCCAAGAACAUCGUAAGCACGGGAGUUAAUUUCGUUGAGUAGCACAGUGACAAAAAAAAAAAAAACAAGAAAAACAAAAACCCACGUAUCAGAUGUGCAGGUCGAUGUGCGACUGCCGUCGGCGCGCUGGCGCGUCGGUAUAAAGUUUGUAAUCACACACAUAAUGUACACACGUUGCGCCUGAUUUUUAUUAUUUUUGUACAACGAAAUACAAAGGGAAGAGUCGCGGGAGAAUCGGCCACGGCCGCGAUCUUGCGAUUCGUUUUUUCAUGAGAGCGCGAUAUUCCUCACUACCACUUCUAAAUAUAUAUUAUGCCAAACGCCGUACAAUUCUAAGUACUUUAGAUUAUAUAUAUACAUACAUAUAUAUAUAUAUCUCAAGACACACCCACCACACAUAUUUAGAUACCUAUAUUAUAUUGAGAGUGCUUCCCGCUUGAACAUAUAUUUAUUCCGUUCGAAACAUAUCGGACCCGCCUGUACGAUCAAUUGAUACAUCAUCGUAUAUACAUAUUAUAUCUCUCAGAAAAGGAAGUCGAAGAUAAUUUUACUCUGACUUCUUUCACAUCAUUUGUAAGUGUUGUCUUUUAUCAUUUUACGUCGUACCUGAAAAAAAAAGUUUUACAUUGAUACCGACUUACGCUUUUCACGUGAGAGAGCACAACUCCUCUCUUUCUCUCUCUCUCUCUCUCUCUCUCUCUCUGUAAUAAAGUUUAUAAUAUAUCGCUGUUAUAUCUCUCUCGCUUUGUUUGUUCGCUCUAAUUAUUAACACACUAAAGGCUGACCCGCCUAAGAGAAAUUAGAUGAAUUAUGAUGAUUAUUAUUAAUAGAAAACAAUCGACCGAUAGUGUGUUAACGUUGACAACCACUUGUUUUUUGCGUCUUGUCAACUGUACGUGAUAAAAAAAAAAGAAGAAAAAAGUAUUCGAAUAGUCGAAAAUGUCACGCUGGCUAUUUGGGAAUUGUGUACUUAAAAUAUAUAGUGUACACUAUUUGCUACAUAAUACAGUAUUCCACGGAUGGGAGCCCGUUGAGACCGGGGCAAUUGACCGGAUGAGAGCCAGAUUGUUUACUUUUCCGAUGAAUAAUGGACCGUAACGUUUGCUCGCACAAUGAAUAGAAGGAGAAUAGACUUAAGAGCGAGCUAGACAAAAUUAUUGGCGAAACCAAUUAGUCUCGGGGGACCGCCAUAAAAAAUGUGACAAAUUUACAAAUAACUUACUUCUUCUCCAACAGAGAUGGGAAUAAAAAAAAAAAGCUACACUGUCCGAGAAGUACUGUAUAUUGUUACAAUGCUAGAGGGUAGAUCGAUAUUGCAUUCUCGAUUACCGUCCCUCUCUCCUAGCUGUUUUAGUGAAAGUGAUAUACGUAGCUAGUGUAUUGUAAAUAUACACACACACACACACACACACACACACACAUAGAUAUAUAUAUACAUGAUGAUAAAUUCGAGACCAAGGAGUGUCGAUGGAAAACGAAAAUUCUCGCGCCGCGCGCGGGCACGUUUCACGAGUGUGUGUUAUCGCUCAAUUAUUUUUUCACGCGAUGAAAAAAAAUUCAUCAUCCGCGCGUCGACGAACAUCGCGUCGUACGCUUCACAAGUUGGCAGCCUAAUUUUUAUUAUAUCGAAAAACAAUUUCUCUCGUUGCUAAUCGAUUGAUCAAUUAACGCGAGGAACAAUACGAGAUCCGACGUUACACGAACAUUCCCCGUCCCCCCUCCCCCCAGUGACGUCGCGAAUAGCCUUGCUCCGUCUUCCAUGAGUCAAUUGUUUCAGAUAUUUUACAUAUUUUCGAAACGCUCCCGCAGACUGAUGUUUUUUAUGCAAAACUUGUACAAUCAAUCACACGCCGCGCGAGACUUUUAAAGCCGUAAGGAAAACGAUGUAUGUACUUUGUCAUAUCUUCCCUCCCUCUCUCCCCCCGAUUUUACGCUUCUCGACGUCACUGGAAAAACUCCAGUAUAUAUUUUUGGAUACUACUUCCUUCCCUUUUCCUUAGUGUUUACCUCCGAUCUCUCCGCGUAAAUCAAUGAGAGCGACCAAAUAGGCAAAACAGGGAUAAACAGAUUAAAAAACCCUAGAGAGAGACAAACGCAAAGGCCAAUUAUAUUUAUGCCUGCUCGAUUCGGUGGGCAAAAACUGAAAAAAGAAAAAAAACAGUUCGAUAAAAUAAUUCUUCUAGGGAACAUAAAGUACAAUACACGAUGUAUAUCUGAAGCGAGAUCUGUGACGAAAUUGAUUUUCACUUUUUGUGUUGCCUCUCUUCUCUCUUUCUCUAAUUUUGAAAAUAGCGUUCGUACGUACUAGAGAUCUUUCGUUUGUUGUACAUCUGAUGUUAAAAAUUUUUAAUUUUCUCGAAAAACGUCAAUAUUAAAAAAAAAAAACAAAUUAACUUAAAUUUUUGAGGAACGGUAAAAAAUUCAAUUUUAACUACCUUUAUAUAAAUAUAUAAGCGAUUGCGUAUCGAAGUGUACCAGAUAAAUGACCUCACCGAAGAAGUAACACUUGCAAAUUGCUACAAUACAGCAACAACUUAGCGAGUACAAGAAGCAUCAACAAUAUACUCUCAUCAACGUGUACUUUAUAUUGAUAGCAAAUAAAAAUGAAAAAACAAAAAAAAAAAAACGUGUGACCCGAUACGUUGCGGCUAAGCAUUUACUUGCACGUAGCGGUAAUAACGUCUCUUUAGAAAAUGUUAUGUACAUAGCAGUAACGAACAAUGGCUACUAAUAACGGUAUAUAAUUAAUUUUUCUAACGAAUAUUCGACGCUCCUUGGACCUCCGGCUAAACCCCUGCAUUGAGUAAAUUUAUCAAAAAAAAAGGCAGUAUCUAUAUAUAUCGAAUCUAUAUAUCGAAUGUUGUCUUGUUAUACGUCAAAUAUUUGUUGUUGCGCGCGCGCGCGCGCGCACAGUGUUGCAACGUAAUUGCCAAACUCGUCUCUGAAAGGAUGGACGCCGUCAUGAUAAAUCACCCACUCUUCCAAUAUAUCACUCUAUAUCAUCUCUCUUGUAUUUGUUUCAAUAAUUUAGUCCCAGACCUAACCCGACACACACGUUACUCGCAUCAACAAAUUGCGCUUUGUGUUCUUGUUCCAUGUAUAAAGUGCCAAAACGUAAGAAAUAUUAUUGCGAUGUAACUACUAAAAAAGUAAAAGUAAAAAAAAAAGUAAAAAUAUAAAAUAAGAUUUGUCAUCUGUAUAUUUAUUAUCUUUCAUCUAAUUUCAUCUCUGUGUCUCAUUUGAUCGUUUAAUUAUUUAUUAUUACAUUAAUAAGAUUUCUACAUGUGUCGCUGCAUGAGAUAAUAAAAAAAAUUGGUCAAAUAUAUGAAAGAAACAACGCAAAGAGAAACCAAUAUAAGACAAAGAGAAUUUUACGGAUGUAUAGGAUGAGACGCGAUGUUGUAACACAUGUCAUCUUGUCGCGACGUUCGACGGCGUCCAUCCUCGACGAGAUCAAUCUCUUGUUUGCCAUUCCUUUCGUCCUUUCGACUCCGCAAACGAGACGAGCUCGUUGGACGCGCUUAAAAAUGGCUGUAGGUAUAUAAGGCGUGAAAUUACUUAAAUAUUUUUGGGACCACUCUGAUUUUAAUAGAAGAGCUCGUAGAAGUCGAUUCUAAGGUAAACAAAGCAGUAUUCGGAUUUCCUUGUUUCUUCGUCGAUCGAGAACACAAUCCACAAAGGGCGAAGAAAGGAAGAGAAAAAAAAAUAAAAAUAAAAAAGCACAAUAUGAUGAACAACGGACAAGACAAACAAGACUAAUAUACAUCCUUCGAGGAUAUUCGAACGAGCUAAUUGACUACUAUCGCGUCGCAUAUCCCUAAUUGUACAUAUCCGUAAUUUUCUUCGUUAGCUGUUAUAUUUUAAUGUAAAACUCGCGUAAUAUGUAAUAAAUAAUUAUAUCCGUACACCUACACACACACACACACACAAUAAAUAUUCUAUUACUCUCGGCGGCUUAUCAGGCCAUGUGCUGCAUGUUUAUGCAGCGUUGGUUGCGGAAUAAGAAAAAAAUAGAAUUAACUUGAAUUAAUGCAAGUGACACAUGUCCGAUCGCAGGCUGGCCUGUCACCGGCGCUAUUAUUUCGAUUAAGGAUCGAUCUAAGUGCAAAUGUGUCUCUCUUUUUUUCAUGUGAAUGUAUAAAUUCUAUCACACACACACACACACACACACUUACCUUGUAGACAGUUGUUGUCCUCGCAGUUUUCACCAAGCAGCUUUUCUCGAUGAACGAAGCGAAGUAGAAUGUACGGUAAGUUAGGCAAAUAUGGGCGCUGGAAUAACGUAGGCACUUUCCGUUGUCUCGGGAAUACAUGCGUGAUUCUUGCGAGCUGUAGAGACUGUGCGGGAAGAGAUUGUCAAAUGAUGAUCUAGAAAAAAAUCCAGAAAUCUGGUAUAAGAAUGACGAACUGCAACCGAAAAAUGAGUUUCUCAUAUUUUAUUUUAUUUAUAUAUAAAAAAAUAAAAAAUCAAAAACCCCCGCAUUUGUGUUGUCACCCAAUGAACGCAAUGAGAGUGAAACAAUGUACUUUUCUGUGUUGUGACAAAAUAAUUCAAUAUAUAUUCAAUAAAUAUUUUUCUUAAUUUGUUUUGUUUCGAAUGAACCAGAGUUGUGUUGUCCGUAUUAUUGGCGCAAUGGUGGCUCAGAUAUAUCAUUUGAAAAAUAUGCAUUAGAGACAAAUUAAGUAUAGACGCGCACACUUGUGCAGUAAGUAUAAAAAAAUGAGAGCAAUACGGUAGAAAAAAAAAUACUACAGUUCAAAACAGUAACGAAUAUCUGAUUUUUAUAAUGUUACAUAUCUAUAUUUAAAAAAUUUAGUAAAAGAUCUCAUAUU